GUAGCCUCCUAGUCCGACCUAGUUGGUCUGGUCUUGUAGCUGACCGUCUCAUUCUCCUCUAAACCCUAAACCCUCAGAGACAGCCUUCUUGAUCUUUCAUCUGGUUGAUAUUGAAUUCCCUGCAAUGGCUUUCUCCUCAUCUUGCAGGAGAUUUAUCUCCAAAUCAUCUCUAUCGUCCAUCAAAUCAGCCAUCAGGUCAUCCACCGUUCCUAAAUCUCCAUCCUUGCCCACCAGAUCUGCUACUGCUCUCCCAUCAUCCAAACCACCAACCUCCCCUCAAUUCUCCUUUUCCAGGGCUCCAUGUGAGUUGGGAUGCGUUCACUCGCUGCUGCCACUACACAGCGCGGUGGCGGCGUCGAGGAUGACAUCAUGCUUAAGCACUACAUCCAGGAGUUGCCGUGCGCUCUCUCAGGAGCUCGGUCUGUCGGUUCCAAGGUGACCUGUUAAGAGAGAUCACCAUGACUGGAGGUUAACUUCACAUGAUUGGAGAAGCAAGCCCGCAGCUUUUCAUUUUUAUGAGGAAUUGUCUAUUUAUAAAUGCUGCUUGAACCUGGUUUGAUUCUUCGCAACGGAGAGGCUAUUGCUCCCAAGAUGUAAGAAUUAAAAGCUCUUGUUUAAUAAUCUUAACCUAUGCACGAUUCAUCAUAAGUUUUAUUGUGAUUUUAUCCACUUUCUGUUCUUUGGUAACCCUUGAUCCAGAAUCAACAGUCUGUUUGGAAAUACAUAGCAGGCUGCAGCAUGGUCCUCAUAGUCUAGACAAUUUCACUCAAAAGAUAGUUCUAUAUGAAUAAAUUUAUUUCUCUGUACUCUCCUACCUGACCACAAUAUAUCACCAUUGAAUUCUUACAAUGACUCCAUGGAUGACAAAUUUUGGGUCUUCAAUGAGAA
Molecule: messenger RNA, 888 nt
Organism: Populus euphratica (Euphrates poplar)
Lineage: Eukaryota; Viridiplantae; Streptophyta; Magnoliopsida; Malpighiales; Salicaceae
Exons: 3
Coding region: 125-439 (104 amino acids)
Cellular component (GO): mitochondrion
Source: RefSeq, a predicted model, not a curated record